This is a messenger RNA of Balaenoptera acutorostrata (minke whale), 1512 nucleotides long. Its product is annotated as aromatase. Lineage: Eukaryota; Metazoa; Chordata; Mammalia; Artiodactyla; Balaenopteridae. The transcript is spliced from 9 exons. The record is from RefSeq and is a predicted model, not a curated record. Bases 1 to 1512 code for a protein of 503 amino acids. Gene Ontology annotation, molecular function: heme binding; monooxygenase activity; iron ion binding.
AUGGUUUUGGAAGUGCUGAACCCAAGGCAUUAUAACAUCACCAGCAUGGUGUCUGAAGUUAUGCCUAUUGCCAGCAUUGCAAUCCUGCUGCUCACUGGCUUUUUUCUCUUGGUUUGGAAUUAUGAGGACACAUCCUCAAUACCAGGUCCUGGCUAUUUUCUGGGAAUUGGGCCCCUCAUUUCCCACUGCAGGUUCCUUUGGAUGGGGAUCGGCAGUGCCUGCAAUUACUACAAUAAGACGUAUGGAGAAUUCAUGAGAGUCUGGAUAUGUGGAGAGGAAACCCUCAUUAUUAGCAAGUCUUCGAGUAUGUUCCACAUAAUGAAGCAUAGUCACUACACAUCCCGAUUCGGCAGCAAACUUGGGUUGCAGUGCAUUGGCAUGCAUGAGAAAGGCAUCAUAUUUAACAAUAAUCCAGCACUCUGGAAAGCCGUUCGACCUUUCUUUACAAAAGCUUUGUCUGGCCCCGGCCUGGUGCGCAUGGUGACCGUCUGUGCUGAUUCCAUCACCAAGCAUCUGGACAGGCUGGAGGAGGUCCGCAACGAGUUGGGCUACGUGGACGUGUUGACCCUCAUGCGGCGCAUCAUGCUGGACACCUCUAACAAGCUCUUCCUGGGGAUCCCCUUGGACGAAAGGGCCAUCGUGGUUAAAAUCCAGGGUUAUUUUGAUGCAUGGCAAGCUCUCCUUCUCAAACCAGACAUCUUCUUUAAGAUUUCUUGGCUAUGCAGAAAGUAUGAAAAGUCUGUCAAGGAUUUGAAGGAUGCCAUGGAAAUUCUGAUAGAAGAAAAAAGACAGAGGAUUUCAACAGCAGAGAAACUAGAAGACUGUAUGGAUUUUGCCACUGAGUUGAUUUUUGCCGAGAAACGUGGUGACCUGACAAGAGAGAAUGUGAACCAGUGCAUAUUGGAAAUGCUGAUCGCAGCGCCGGACACCAUGUCUGUCUCUGUGUUCUUCAUGCUGUUUCUCAUUGCAAAGCACCCCCAGGUUGAAGAGGCAAUAAUGAAGGAAAUCCAGACUGUUGUUGGUGAAAGAGACAUAAGGAUUGAUGAUAUGCAAAAACUAAAAGUGGUAGAAAACUUUAUUUAUGAGAGCAUGCGGUACCAGCCUGUUGUGGACCUGGUCAUGCGCAAAGCCUUAGAGGAUGAUGUCAUCGAUGGCUACCCAGUGAAAAGGGGGACUAACAUUAUCCUGAAUAUUGGAAGAAUGCAUAGACUCGAGUUUUUCCCCAAGCCCAAUGAAUUUACUCUUGAAAAUUUUGCCAGGAAUGUUCCUUACAGGUACUUUCAGCCAUUUGGCUUUGGGCCCCGGGCCUGUGCGGGAAAAUACAUUGCCAUGGUGAUGAUGAAGGUCACCCUGGUCACGCUUCUGAGAUGCUUCCACGUGCAGACAUUGCAAGGUCGAUGUGUUGAAAAGAUGCAGAAGAAAAAUGACUUAUCCUUGCACCCAGAUGAGACCAGCGACCUGCUGGGAAUGAUUUUCAUCCCAAGAAAUUCAGACAAGUGCCUCGACCAGUAA